This is a messenger RNA of Penicillium argentinense, 918 nucleotides long. RefSeq names its product polysaccharide deacetylase family protein. The transcript has 4 exons. The record is from RefSeq and is a predicted model, not a curated record. The coding region runs from base 1 to 918 and encodes 305 amino acids. NCBI's taxonomy places the organism in Eukaryota, Fungi, Ascomycota, Eurotiomycetes, Eurotiales, Aspergillaceae. Gene Ontology annotation, biological process: carbohydrate metabolic process. Gene Ontology annotation, molecular function: hydrolase activity, acting on carbon-nitrogen (but not peptide) bonds.
AUGGGCAAAAAGCGCGUCCUCGUAAGCUACGGUGUCGACAUCGACGCAGUCGCGGGCUGGCUCGGCUCCUACGGCGGCGAAGACAGCGUUAGCGACAUCAGUCGGGGCCUCUGGGCUGGGCACGUCGGCACGCCACGCCUGCUCAAGCUCUUCGCGAAAUACAACAUCAAAGCAACCUGGUUCAUACCGGGACACACGCUCGAGACCUUCCCAACAGAAUGCGCCGCAGUGCGAGACGCAGGCCACGAGAUCGGCCUGCAUGGCUACUCACACGAGAACCCCGCGGCCAUGAGCGCGUCCCAACAACGCGCUAUCCUCGACAAAACGUACCACCUUCUCAAAGACUUUUCCGGGAAGCCCCCGCGCGGCAUUGUGGCGCCGUGGUGGGAGGCAAGCAGUGAGAUGGUGGAGCAGUUACUUUCCUACGGGAUUGAGUAUGAUCAUUCGAUGUCGCAUGAGGACUGCCAGAUGUAUUGGUUACGGACGGGGGAUAAGUGGACGAAGAUCAAUUAUGAGCAGGAGGCGGAGACGUGGAUGAAGCCGUUGGAGCGGGGGCAGAUGACGGGGCUCGUGGAGAUUCCUGGCAGUUGGUAUAUUGAUGAUUUGCCGCCGAUGAUGUUUAUUAAGAAUUCGGCGAAUAGUCAUGGGUGGGUGAAUCCGCGGGAUGUGGAGGAUAUUUGGAAGGAUCACUUCGACUAUUUCUACCGCGAGUACGACGAGUUCGUCUUCCCGAUGACGAUCCACCCGGAUGUCUCUGGGCGGCCGCAUGUUCUCCUCAUGCACGAAAGGAUUAUUGAGUACAUUAAUCAGCACGAGGGGGUGGAGUGGGUGACGAUGGAGCAGAUGUGUGAUGAGUUUAAGCAGAAGAAUGAGCCGCCGGCGGGGGCGUUGAUGCCGGUGCCGAUGUCACAUAGCUGA